Molecule: messenger RNA, 735 nt
Organism: Laccaria bicolor S238N-H82
Lineage: Eukaryota; Fungi; Basidiomycota; Agaricomycetes; Agaricales; Hydnangiaceae
Exons: 5
Coding region: 1-735 (244 amino acids)
Source: RefSeq, a predicted model, not a curated record
AUGGCCACCCCACCCAGCCUGAGCAUCGCAGUCCUCCUCUUCCCCGACCAUCAAAACCUCGAUGCCGUGGGUACCAUGGACUACCUCAACAGCCACAGCCAAGCCUAUCUUGCAAAUUUCCCCACCGUCCAGCACCUUGGCCCCAAGGCUCCCAUCUUGACGUGGUACUUCGUCUCCGACGCCUUAGACCCCGUAACAGCCACCUCUGGCCCUAAACAGCUCCCAGCGCAUACAUGCCUGCACCCACUGAGGCGCUCAUGCACGAAUCAUAUGGAGACCCUCGCACAAAUAGGUGUCCUGGACGGGUACCACGUUGCCUGUAACAAAAUGGCGCUGACAAUGGUGGUAGAUGCCGGGAAGCUUAACGGAGCCGUGCAUUGGAUGGGUGACGCGAGAUGGAUGGAGGAUAAGAGGGUGUGGAGUGCUGCGAAGGUCACGAAUGUCGUUGCUAUUGUUCUUGGUGAUACUGAGGCGACGUCCCUCGGCUCAAGUGUGGCGAAGACUGAUGAUGCCCUCGUUGGCUUUGCGAAAAAUCCAAAUGUCGAUAUAGCGGCGACGAAUGGUGUGAACAAGUCCCUUGCGCCCGUUGAUGUUGGUGGUGAUGAGGGAAAGACUUGUGUUGCGAAUACUGCUGCUGGUGCUGCUUCUGUUAAGGAAGUGUCGCCCGCCCUUGAGUACCCAACCUGCCCCAGCCACCGACGAACAUCCAAAUCAUUCGGGGUCAUAGGACUAUAA